CAGCAUAUCCCGGCCAGGUGCAAGGAUUGCCCAUGCCAUGCUCGGCGCUAUCGACAAACGAGGCUUCUUGUACACCGUGUCGAGCACGUAUAGAAAGUGGUGGACGGAGGAGACGCACUACCGGUACGCCCAGGUACUCUCCUGCUUCAUGGAACAGUACAAGGGCAUCGUCGACCGCAAGCUCCAUCUCAGGCUUACUUCGUCCGGAACCUCCGAAAUGAACGUCGCCGACAAUGCAGCACCGGAAGUACUUUUCGAGGCUUUCCGUCAGACAGUCGACGACAUGGACAUUGACAACCGGCGCUUCUCCAUGUCUGGACUUGGAAAAUUCACUCUGGAUCAGCUCUUCUUUAUUUCCUAUGCCAUGGGAUUCUGUGAAGAGCAGAAGGAGGACUUCCUUAGGAAGCAAAUACUCCAUGGUACGACAAGUCCGGCGAAGUACAGGGUGAAUCUCCCGUUCAGCAACAUGCCGUCGUUUGCCAAAGCUUUUGGCUGCUCCGAGGAUAGCCCCAUGAACAGGACACUGCGAUGCACCUUCUGGUGACGCCACCUGCCACCUCGCCAACCAGCUCCAGUUGACUCUGCUUCGUUUACGCGAGUUGCUGCCCCGGCUGUGUUUGCUUGACUGCGCUUUUCGGACGGAUGAUUCAAAUAAACAUUUUCUAGCGGAACUUGAGGUUCAUGUGGAAGAUGUAAACUCGGUUUUCUGAAGAAACAUAUUAAGUUGUGAUUUAUCCGUAAAUGCGAGAGAAAUGUGCAAGCAUUACGUGGCAUCUCUGUGAGGUCCCGAAUCCCGGAUUUAAACUGU
Molecule: messenger RNA, 808 nt
Organism: Dermacentor silvarum
Lineage: Eukaryota; Metazoa; Arthropoda; Arachnida; Ixodida; Ixodidae
Product: neprilysin-1-like
Exons: 6
Coding region: 38-544 (168 amino acids)
Biological process (GO): protein processing
Cellular component (GO): plasma membrane
Molecular function (GO): metalloendopeptidase activity
Source: RefSeq, a predicted model, not a curated record